GUUUGGCCCUGAGCAGCAUGGAGCAGAUCUACGUCCGCCAUGUGGAGCUGCUGGGAUACGAGAAGCGUCUGUUUCCCAGCCAGCACUUUGUGUACAUGCUGAUGGUGAAGUGGAGUGACCUCUCUGAGAAACUCAUCUACCGCCGGUACCCCGAGGUUCACACUUUUCAUAAAACGCUGAAAGAGAUGUUUCCCAUUGAGUCAGGGGCGAUCGAGAAGAAAGACAGAACCAUCCCGACAUUACCAGCACCAAGCUGGCUGGACAGCCAGAAGGCCGCAGAGACCCGGCAGAGCCCCCUGGCAGAGUACUGCCGCUCCCUCAUCAGCCAGCCGCCGCAUAUCUCCCGAUGUCGCCUGGUCUGCAGCUUCUUCGCCGUUCGGCCUGAGGAUGAGAACCCACCGAGCCCGAGUGGGUCCAGUAAAAAUGAAACCAAUGUUGUGUCCAAAGACCAAUUAAACGGAACGAUAACUGAGAUCACUGGCCCCAUCGUUUUGGACACCUACAGGGUCAUUGGUGACUUUGAAAAGACUUCCAAGCAUGAGAUCACGCUGCAAACAGGAGAUCUGGUGGAAAUUGUGGAGAAAAGUACAAAUGGCUGGUGGUUCUGCCAGUGUGAUACCAGCCUGGGCUGGGUACCAGCCUCCUACCUUGAGCCUCUGGACGCCCCAGAGGAGCCUGAGGAAGCCGAACCCAACUACGCAGGGGAGCUGUACGUCAGCACCAUGGCCUACAAGGCUGAGCUGGAGGAUGAGCUCUCCCUAGAGGUCGAUGAGGAGGUGGAGGUCAUCCAUAAGCUGCUAGACGGCUGGUGGGAAGUGCGGAAAGGAGAUGAGACAGGACAUUUCCCCUCCAUGUUUCUCAAGAGUGCAGGAAGAAAGGAGCCGGCCGAACCCCAGAACAACAGCUUCCAGAAACGGCCACCUCCACGCCGGUCAACCAUACGUAAUCCAAAAAGCAUCCACACCAGGGGACGCCGGAGUCUCAGCCAGGAUGCCUACCGCAGGAACAGCCGCCGCUUUCUGCAGACCACCAGGGGCGACCUGACCGAGGGGGGGAGGAAGUCCCCGCUCAGGGAGAGGAUAAACCAAGCCAAGCUCCCUGAGGAGUCCACUCCGAAGGACCAAGGUCAAAUGCCGGCCGUCCCGACGCGGCCCACUGCCGACCUCAUCAUGCAGCGCUGCACCGAACACACCCGGAAGAAAGUCAGCGUCCGGAAACCAAACGAGUCCGCAGCAAACCACUAGCGUUGCUUUGUUUAGGGUUGUCAUUUCAAAUAUAAAAUAAAAUAUUAUUAUAAAUAUACAAAUAAUAAACUAAUUAUGACACGAAGACAAAGCAGUAUUUAUAUUGUAUUUGUGAUGGGAAUUCCGGAACCAAGCCUUAUAACUGACCAAACUGGGUAGAAUAAAGUGUAAUCUGAAAUAAUAACAGUAAUGGUCAUAUAUUUAGGUGAUAAUGGUACAUAACAUAUAAUCAAUGAUACAGCAAACAAUAAAACAAACAAAUGAUGAUCCGAGGCCUAGAUGGGAGUUGCCCCUGCUUCUCUCCAAGAGCUCCGCAUGGGAAAACAACCUGUGCCCUUCCAAGAGGUGCACAAGCUGAAAUCGGAUGCAAGGAAAAUCAACCUGUGUAACUCCAAGAGCUGCCCAAGCUGAAGUCCAAUGCAUUGACAAAUGCAGGAACUUUUUAUAUAGUGGUACAGCUGUCAGAAAUGCUCAGCUCUGCUCCACACAUGAUGUGUGAUGGAAUAAUCCAUCAUGUUGUUUCCCCUUCAUCAUGUAAGCUCUGUCCCCUAUUCCUUGCACUGUCACCCUACUUGCCACCCUACUUGUUCCUAGCAUUAUCUAACGUUAACCUUUGUGC
Messenger RNA from Gadus chalcogrammus (walleye pollock), 1863 nucleotides. It is a transcript of the gene ncf1, whose product is annotated as neutrophil cytosolic factor 1. The transcript has 11 exons. The record is from RefSeq and is a predicted model, not a curated record. Lineage: Eukaryota; Metazoa; Chordata; Actinopteri; Gadiformes; Gadidae. Bases 18 to 1244 code for a protein of 408 amino acids. Gene Ontology annotation, molecular function: protein binding; phosphatidylinositol binding; superoxide-generating NADPH oxidase activator activity. Gene Ontology annotation, cellular component: NADPH oxidase complex; cytoplasm. Gene Ontology annotation, biological process: superoxide anion generation; respiratory burst.